Molecule: messenger RNA, 1134 nt
Organism: Racocetra fulgida
Lineage: Eukaryota; Fungi; Glomeromycota; Glomeromycetes; Diversisporales; Gigasporaceae
Source: the annotation of a GenBank genome assembly
AUGUCUACUUUUACUUCUGAAGAAAAAGCUCAUCUCCCUGCAAUUAAAGUAAUAGAAGAUUGGAAUACAGAGCAAUUGAUCGAUUUUUUACAAUGGAUAGGUGACAUACCAGCACCAUCUAUACUCGGAAAUUCUAAAGAAUGGUUUAAGCGACAGAGAAAAGGAUCUCUUUGUCUUAAUCACUUUCCACCAGAAGCUUCUAGCUCAGUACCUGUUAUCUUGUUUAGUUCAAUUUUUGGUAAAUUUAAGGAUUUUUGUGAAGAAGAUCCGGAACGUGAAGACAAUGAAUUCACCUAUGAAAUCUGUUACGAAAUAGCAAAAUCUUAUGAGAAUGAAUAUGAAUGUCAAUCCGCAGCUAAUGACAUGUUAGAAAAAUAUCUCAAUAGCUCUAUACAACCAAUUUCAAUUAGUUGCAGCCGUUCUGACAACUAUACAUCGCAUUUUCAUACUGAUGGCACUAUAUCUCAUGCUUUAAAAUAUUGUGAAGCUAAUUUUGAAUACAAAUGGUCUGAUUGCUUUAAAUCUGGAUUUUCACCUUAUUUGGAAAAUUAUAUUGUAAUAAUUGACCUGCUUACUCCAGUUUUUCCCCUGAUUUGGCAAAAAUAUGACGAGGUGACAUUAUUGGUUUCUAGAACAUUUCAUGCUUUGAAAAAAUCUCUCAAACUUCUUGAUCAAUACUACGAUCAAGUUGAUAAGCAAGUUCAAGAAGUCCCUCAAACUGACCACCCAGUGUAUCCAUCAUUUCCUGAUGUAAUUAUAGGUGAUAAAUCUUAUAGCUCUCAGGUUAUUUCUCAAGUUGGUGCUUAUCUUCUUUGGGAAGUUAUUCUUUCGGACAAACUAGUAUCACAUAAGAAAGCCUACAUGAAGGCUGUUCGAGGGCAUCAAUAUUCACUUGAUACACAUCAAUUUUUAGCAGAUGCUGGAUACGCACCAAAAAUCCUUGCUAGCUCAAUUGUACCUGGAAAUUGGCAUUUGCAUGAAGGAAACAUCUUAGUUAGUAGACUUAAAGAAAAUGAGUUUGAUGUAAAAUUGAUUGAUUUUGAAUGGUCAGGGAAGGUUGGUUCUGCGAGUUAUUCUCAUUUCAUGAAUCGUGAAGAAAUUCAAUGGCCAGAUGGAGCAGAAGAUGGCAAAAUA